Ailuropoda melanoleuca (giant panda) is the source of this 1401-nucleotide messenger RNA. RefSeq names its product RRAD, Ras related glycolysis inhibitor and calcium channel regulator (gene RRAD). Gene Ontology annotation, molecular function: GTP binding; GTPase activity; calcium channel regulator activity. Gene Ontology annotation, biological process: negative regulation of high voltage-gated calcium channel activity. The coding region runs from base 108 to 1034 and encodes 308 amino acids. NCBI's taxonomy places the organism in Eukaryota, Metazoa, Chordata, Mammalia, Carnivora, Ursidae. The transcript is spliced from 5 exons. The record is from RefSeq and is a predicted model, not a curated record. Gene Ontology annotation, cellular component: plasma membrane.
GCUGCGGUAGCGUCUGGUGUCUGAGCCACGGUUUGCGAGUGGACUGUACCCGGGCCUGGAACCUCCUUCUGACCGUGUCCGUGUGCGGUUGGACGGCGUCGGGCGCGAUGACUCUGAAUGGCGGCGGCAGCGGAGCGGGCGGGAGCCGCGGCGGGGGCCGGGAGCGCGAGCGCCGUCGGGGCAGCACACCCUGGGGCCCGGCGCCCCCGAUGCACCGCCGAAGCAUGCCUGUGGACGAGCGCGACCUGCAGGCGGCGCUGGCUCCGGGCGCUCUGGCAGCGGCCGCGGCCGGGACCGGGGCCCAGGGUGCGACGCUCCACUGGCCCGAGGGCUCCUCCGAGUCGCUCAGCUCGGCGGGCAGCGACUCAGACGAGAGUGUUUACAAGGUGCUGCUGCUGGGGGCGCCUGGCGUGGGCAAGAGCGCUCUGGCGCGAAUCUUCGGUGGUGUAGAGGAUGGGCCUGAAGCAGAGGUCGCAGGGCACACAUAUGAUCGGUCCAUCAUGGUGGAUGGAGAAGAGGCAUCACUCAUGGUCUAUGACAUUUGGGAACAGGAUAGCAGCCGCUGGCUACCUGGUCACUGCAUGGCUAUGGGGGAUGCAUACGUCAUCGUGUACUCCGUGACGGAUAAGGGAAGUUUCGAGAAAGCCUCAGAGCUGCGGGUCCAGCUGCGGCGGGCACGGCAGAUGGACGACGUGCCCAUUAUCCUAGUGGGCAACAAGAGCGACCUGGUGCGCUCUCGAGAGGUCUCGUUGGAUGAGGGCCGGGCCUGUGCUGUGGUCUUCGACUGCAAGUUUAUUGAGACGUCAGCGGCGCUGCACCACAAUGUCCAGGCCUUGUUCGAGGGUGUUGUGCGCCAGAUACGCCUGCGCAGGGACAGCAAAGAGGCCAAUGCACGUCGACAAGCGGGUACCCGGCGGCGAGAGAGUCUUGGCAAGAAGGCAAAGCGUUUCUUGGGCCGCAUCGUAGCACGCAACAGCCGCAAGAUGGCCUUUCGUGCCAAGUCCAAGUCCUGCCAUGAUCUCUCAGUACUCUAGACUCCACAGGCACAUGCUGAGUUGUGCAUACAAAUGGGCAGAUUGGUGGGCUGGCCCAGCCAACUGCCCUAGGUGCCUCAGGGCUGACUCAGACUCUCGGCAUACCCCACCUCAUGGUCGUGGACAGACAGAUGGUGCUGCCCAGGCAGCUCCCAGUGACAAUCAAGGACUGGGCCCACAGCGAUGCCGUGUACAGGCCAGUGUGUGUGUCCCAAGCAGCAGCCUACGCCCAGCCCGUGGGGCAGGCCCAUGUGUGGGGACGGGACUCUAGCUUUCUCCACACUUGGGGUGUGCAUGCUCUGGAGGGAGGCUGUUCAGUGCAGUGGUUAUUUGUUUACAUGCAAAUUUUUGUAAUAAAGACUAUUUC